Molecule: messenger RNA, 951 nt
Organism: Diceros bicornis minor
Lineage: Eukaryota; Metazoa; Chordata; Mammalia; Perissodactyla; Rhinocerotidae
Gene: MOB2
Product: MOB kinase activator 2
Biological process (GO): positive regulation of protein phosphorylation; signal transduction
Cellular component (GO): cytoplasm; nucleus
Molecular function (GO): protein kinase activator activity
Source: RefSeq, a predicted model, not a curated record
GAUGGUCGUCUGUGCGGCAGACACGCGUGCCCGGGCUGCUCCAGCGGCAUCCUUACGUCCUUCUCACUAUACACGUAGUGCUUAUUUCUUAAAGGAAUGUUUUGGGAAGAGGCAUGAACCAUGGAGGAAAGCUCACAUGUGAUCCUGUAUUUCAUCGUUCGGAAGUCAAAAGCGAAGCCUAACGGGAAGAAGCCUGCCACGGAGGAGAAGAAGAUGUACCUGGAACCAGAGUACACCAAGUCCAGGAUCACGGACUUCGAGUUCAAGGAGCUGGUGGUGCUGCCACGGGAGAUCGACCUCAACGAGUGGCUGGCCAGCAACACCACAACGUUCUUCCACCACGUCAACCUGCAGUAUAGCACCAUCUCAGAAUUCUGCACAGGAGAAGCGUGCCAGACCAUGGCCGUUUGCAACACACAGUACUACUGGUACGACGAGCGGGGGAAGAAGGUCAAGUGCACGGCCCCACAGUACGUCGACUUUGUCAUGAGCUCCGUGCAGAAGCUGGUGACUGAUGAGGACGUGUUCCCCACGAAAUAUGGCAGAGAAUUCCCCAGCUCCUUCGAGUCUCUGGUGAAGAAGAUCUGCAAGUACCUGUUCCACGUGCUGGCACACAUCUACUCGUCCCACUUCAAGGAGACCCUGGCCCUCGAGCUGCACGGACACUUGAACACACUCUACGUCCACUUCAUUCUUUUUGCCAGGGAGUUCAACCUGCUCGACCCCAAAGAGACCGCCGUCAUGGACGACCUCACGGAGGUGCUGUGCAGCGGGGGGGCCGCGGCGGGGGGCGGCGGGGACGGGACCGGCAGCGGGGGCACGGGGGCACAGAACCAUGUGAAGGAGAGGUGAGCCCCCGGCUGGCAGGCGUGCACGUGUGCAGAGAGACGGUGGUACGGGUGCUGCGCGUCUGCGUGUGCGCACACAUGCCGGCAUGCUCGGCCAGAGGUC